UACUGUCUAUCUCCCACAGAUGAAUGGAGAGUUUCUGUUUGGCUCCUGGUUCCAGCACGUGUUAGCCGUGGAAGAAUUCAUCAGUGAGCACCCAGAACUUCCGGUGUGCGUGAUCCAGUUUGAGGAGCUCAAAGAGCGUCCCGCGGAAGUGAUACAAGAGUUAUGCCGCUUUCUCCAGGUGCCAGACGACAAGGCUGAGGACAUAGCAGACGCCACACGGUUCCAGAACAUGAAGAAGGAGGUGUUGAGAGGGGGCGUGGGGGCUUUGACCAGGGAGUAUUUGAAAGACGAGCAGCAAGGAUUUAUCCGCAAGGGCAGUACAGGGGACUGGAAGAGACAUUUCACCGUGGGGCAGAAUGAGAGGUUUGAUCAGAUGUUUCACUCCAAGAUGGCCGGUUCGAAACUGGCGCAACAGCUUGAGAAAUACCUCAAAUGAAAUACUUA
This is a messenger RNA of Aplysia californica (California sea hare), 444 nucleotides long. RefSeq names its product sulfotransferase 1A2-like. The transcript has a single exon. Gene Ontology annotation, biological process: sulfation. Gene Ontology annotation, molecular function: sulfotransferase activity. The record is from RefSeq and is a predicted model, not a curated record. Gene Ontology annotation, cellular component: cytoplasm. Lineage: Eukaryota; Metazoa; Mollusca; Gastropoda; Aplysiida; Aplysiidae. Bases 20 to 436 code for a protein of 138 amino acids.